Rotaria sp. Silwood1 is the source of this 501-nucleotide messenger RNA. NCBI's taxonomy places the organism in Eukaryota, Metazoa, Rotifera, Eurotatoria, Philodinida, Philodinidae. The record is from the annotation of a GenBank genome assembly.
AUGAUAAAAUCAUAUAUUAUUUUUGUUAGCAUCAUUAUUUUUAUCAACUUUGCCUUUAGCACUUCAGCUGAUACAUGUGACACUCAAUCAAACAAAGACUGUAAAUCAUGUUUGAAUAUAUCAGGUUGUGCUUAUUGUAAAAAUAAUAAGCAAUGUUUUCCAUAUAAACUUGGACAAACAACUCCUUGUUCAACGUCUGAUUUACAAACAGUAACAUGUAUAGCUACUGUUAAAACAUGGAUUAUUAUUCUUGGUUCAGUUGGUGGUGUUGUUUUAAUUAUUGUAUUGAUUAUUAUAUGGUGUAUUUGUAGAAAAUGUAAACAACGUUCAAUAUUAUCAGACAUAAAAAGACAAAAUGAAAAUGAUCAACGAAUGGAAGAACGACGAGCUGCAGCUGAAGUUCGAUCAACUGAACGAAAUCGAGUAGCUGAUCAAAUUCGUAUGAAAUAUGGUCUUCUUAAAGAGAAAGAGAAUGGUAAUGACUAUCAACGAAUGAGUUAA